GCGGUACCAACAGUGCCUUGUGGCUCUGAGCGCAUUUCCUUUGGCGCAAGCACUGCAGCGGCCGGGGGAAGGCUCGUCAGCGGCGCACAUUUGCGUCCGCUGCUGCUCAAGAAACUACAGGAGGCUGGAAAAUGUUAUCAUUCAUGCAAAGUCCGUUUAAAACGGCUGAUUACAAUACAUCGUCGCCUUAUGGAGACUUUCUUGUGUAAUUUUGCAUCGGAGCUAUUGUGGCGCCGAUAUUUCCCAUUUGCAUCCUGUAUCCUCCUCGUCAUCCCCAUCAUCAUCAGACAGAGAGAGAGAGAGGAAACAACUGCAUGCUGCAGCAUUGUGAACAGUGGAAGGCUGCAUAUGCUGCAUCUCGGCUGAAGUCCCCACUAAGCAAUGCCCUGGACUUCUUCACCUUCUUGGAUUGAGAUCACAGUACAGCUCUCUGGGAUAUAGAUCGACCGCCAGCAUGUUGCAGCCGUCCAGCAGAGCAGGUGGCAGGCUGUUGAAAACAUCACCUCCCUGGAGUGAGUGUUGGGAAUGGGCCCUCUCCCUCACCGUGUGCUUAGGUCUCCUCUGGCCUCCAGGGGCAGCGGGGUCGGCGCUAAACUGUCACAAGACUUGUAUCUGCGCCUCCAACAUAAUGAGCUGCUCCAAGAUGAAUCUGACCAACAUUCCGACAGGGCUGCCACUCUACACAGCCGUUCUGGAUCUUAGCUACAAUGAGAUCACAAGCUUGAGGUCAGAGUGGACUCCUGUGAAGCUCCCAAAACUCCGCAACCUGCUUCUGAGUCACAACAGCCUUCACUUCCUGUCUUCAGAGGCCUUCAACUAUGUGAAGUACCUGCGCUACCUGGACCUGUCCUCCAACAGCUUGCAACUACUGGAUGAGUUUGUCUUUGAGCCUCUGGUCAACCUGGAGGUUCUCUUGUUGUACAAUAACAAAAUUUACCAGAUUGACCGCUCAGCUUUUAUCACCAUGGUCAAUCUCCAGAAGCUCUACUUGAGCCAGAACCAAAUCUCCCGAUUCCCUUUGGAGCUUGUCAAGGAAAAGUCCCAUCUGGAGAAACUUAGCUUGCUGGAUGUGUCAUCCAACAAGAUUAAAACAUUACCUAUUGAUGAGCUUCAAGUCCUGCCUGCCUGGAUUAAAAAUGGCCUGUAUUUCCACAACAACCCCCUGCUGUGUCACUGUGACCUCUACACACUUCUCACGCACUGGAACAUCCGAAAGCUCAACUCAGCCGUGGACUUCAAAGAUGACUUCACAUGUGUUCUGCCAGGCCCGCAAAAAACUCAAGUGGAUGUUUUCGAUCUGAGCAGUGACACCAUGAACUGCAGCACUUUCAAGGAGGCAGAACAAGAGGCUUUUCUGGAGCAAUCGCUGCUCCUCGGCUGCGACACGAAACACAGGAACAUGUUAAAAACUUGGACACUUCCUGGUAAUGUGGCAGUGAUACCAGGAGGCAACCAGAGUGCUAAAGUCUUGCCAGAUGGCAGUCUUCAAGUUAAUCCAGUGAGAUCUGAUGACUCUGGAACCUACACCUGCUUUGCCACCAGCGAGACCUUCAAUGAGACCAUCUAUGUGGUACUGAAGGUCCACAACUUCACCAUGCAUGGCAGUGGAGAUACCCUGAACACGGCAUACACCACCUUAGUGGGCUGCCUGGCCAGUGUGGUUCUGGUACUUGUUUAUCUCUACCUUACACCGUGUCGCUGCUUCUGCUGCCCCAAUAAGGGUAAAAAUAGGGCGGAGGACAGCAUCCACUCAUCCAUGUUGAGCGUGACACCGACCCAUGGGGAGCCGGCGUUCAAGGCAGAGCUCAACAGGCAUGUGGCAUUCAUAGACUCCAAGGAGGCACAGCGCCAGAAUGGCAAGCUGAACCCUAACGCGAAUGAGGACGAUGAUGACAUAGACGUAGAGGCCAGUUCACUUAUGAAGGGAAAGAGAAAGAAGUCUGUAGCAGAGUCCAUCAGCUCGGUCUUCUCAGACACUCCUAUGAUGGUCUGAGGUGAGAGGUGACUUAUACUAGCAGCCUUGCUUAAAGGAACAUGGGAGAAGACAAUUUUAGAUAAGAGACUUUAUGGACGUGAACGGUCUUGUUGUCAACCAUUAGCAGGACUUUUCCAGCAUUCUAAUGUGUAGCACUUAAUUUAAUUCAUUUACUGUGAAGGAAGGGCAGUGUGCAAGAAGAAUGGAAACUAUUGACGUCUUAAGCACUCACCAUAUGAUAGCUCAUUUCGCACUAAGGUGGGACAGGAAUUCUAUUUGAGAAAAAAAUAGCACAUAGAAUCAUUACAAAGACUAGAAUAGAUUGUUUCUAGCCUAUAGUAGCAUAGGGGACAGAUGGGCAUCAGCGCAAUAUGAAUACAUCUGUCAUCAACCUUGAGUCAUCUGUAGGGGAAGCAGGAUGCUGCAUUAAAUAAAGAUAGCUCCACCAGACAUUUUAUAGAGUAAAACGUAGCAUAGACUGAUAGCAGGCGCUCAGAUGCACCUCAUCAAACUGUUCCUUUUAUAGUCGUAUGCGCUGAGGUAUAUUUUCCAUUGCUGUGUUGAGGAACAUUUAGUCAUCCUACUGCUUUUACUUCCAUUCAUUUACUGCAAGGCUUGUCCACAUUAGGGUCAGGGGUGAGCUAGAGCCUCUCACAGCUGACUUCGGGCGAGAGGCAGGGUACCCCCAGGACCAGCCAAUGGCAUGGACCAUAGACUCCUGAUCCAAAUUUUAGGACCAAUUGAAAAAUUGCAAGAAUUUACAUUUUGCACUGUUGGAUCUUUAGGAGGUUCUAAGUAGAGCUUCAAAAUGAAGAAAAAUGGGAGUGAGACAAAAAAAACAUGUUGAGUAAGCAGUUUAUUGCAAACAACCAUCAAACUGAAAUAGGGUGUUCACGAGCUUUUCAAAAGCUUCAGCUCAAGAAAAUCUGAAAACCCAACUCCCCCCCAAAAUAGAAAUGAAAUUUUCAAAAAAGGUCUCAGUCAUGAGUAGCUGCACCAUUCUUGUUAAUCACCUCAAAAAUUUAUUUCAGCUUUGGCUUGUUGCCAGUGUUUCCUGGCUCGUGGGAAUUUUGCUCCAGGUGGUGAAGAUGGCUUCACGGAGGGCAUUCACUGUAACUGAACUGAUGUCCAUUUUUGUAAACUCCCUGCAGACGUCCCCAAAAAAUCUCAGUUGGAUUUACUGUAGAUAAGGGAAACACACAGGAUGAUUCAAAAGAGUGACGUUAUUCCUCUGGAAGAAGUCCUUUUUCAGUCAGGCAUUGUAAACUCCAGCAUUGCCCUGUUGAAAAACCCUGUCAUUACCACACAGACAAGGGCCUUCAGUCAUGACGGAUGCAAUAGCUCCACAUAGCCAGCUGCCCUUUGAGGCCUCUGCACAACCUGAAACUCCACUGAAGGAAAAAGCACCCCAGAUCAUGAUGGCACCCCCUCCACUGUGCAAGGCCUUUGAAGACAUUUUUUGGUAUUAAAAGCCUUCUUUCGCAGAUGCUGCCUGAUGGUUAUCGGACUGCAUUCGGCACCAGUAACAACAUUAAUUUGGACCAUGUCUUGACAGCCAGUCAGAUUGGAAUUUUUUGGGGGUCUACCAAUUGACUAUAACCCUCAGGAUCUUUUAAGAAGUUGGAUGACUGUCUUAUUGCAUCCAAAUUCAGCAGCAAUGCCGUGCUGUGAGAGGGCCUUACUGAUGCAGCUCAACAAUCCAACCGCGUUCAAAGAGAGAGUAUUUUUGCCUUUGCCAUCCAGAGAUCAUGACAUUGUGAAAACUUGACAGAAAAUGAUAUUGAAUGCACAUUUUUGCCAAGAUUUUGGCUUUUGAAGGCUGUAGUCAAACUUAUGAUCAGCUGGUGAACAGCCUAUUUCAGUUUAAUUUGUUAUUUGUAAUAAAGUGCAAAAUGUAAAUCCUUGCAAAUUUUCAAGUGGUGUUAAAAUUUUGAUCAGGGGUAUAAACAAACAAUCAUUCACAGUCUCCAAUUAACCUUACAUGCAGAUUUUUGGAAUGCACGCACAAAACAUGCAAACUCCACACAGAGAUACCCAGAUGGAGAUUGGAACCCUUGAUCUCCCAGCCAUGAGGUAAACAUGCUAACAACUAGGUCACCGUGCAGCCCCUACUGCAUUUACCUGUAGUAAAAAAAACCCCAAACAAAUAGAAACAAGUCAUUUCACAUGCAUGCGUCAGAAUAAUUCCCUCAUAUACUCUAUAUAAACUUCUGAAAACUUAUGUGACAAAAACAUAAAUAACCUACUGCAAAUAAAUAUUCUUUGCCGGGAAGAAUCUUGAUAUUACAUAUCGUAAACUACAAGUAAACAAGUUUACAAGUCAACUACAAAAAGUUCAGUUGUCUUUAAUUCAACAUGACCUGGAUGACUGGGAAUCUACACUUCCAUGUUGAUACAAGGAUGUAUACAGAAAAGUGCAGCCUUCUAACUGUUGGUGUGGUCACUGGUGUGAGUUUGUCUCCCCAUUCCAGGAAAUAAAACCCUAAUCAGUCACAAAAUAACAUCUGAUCCAAACAUAACAUAAAUUCAGACAUUGGAUCAAUUUUAGCCUGUGAUCGGCAGGAAAUUCAACAUUGGAACAUUGUACAUUGAACAUUGUCAAUACAUGGCCUUAAGCCUGCAGCAUUCGCUGGAAAUGUGCACUAGCGACAUAUGUAACAUCAUUUGAUGGUAUUAGUUGCUGUCUGAAAAAUCUUUCAGACAAUUUAACGGCUAUAACGGAAUAUUUUGUAAUUUCAUUCAGUGUUCAAGUCUGUGACUUUUGUCUAUGGGAUGGUAUGGUUUACUUGUUUUGGACAUGCUUAAAUUACAUUAAUUAAUUCACACUCACUAUGUCUUUACAUAAUGACAAUUACAUACAUCUAUUAUGCUGCUUAUCCUCACCAGGGUCUGCUGGUCUGCUGGAGACUAUCCCAGCGGACUUUGGGCGAGAGGCGGGGUACACCCUGGACUGGUCGCCAGCCAAUCGCAGGGCACAUAUAGACAAAUAAGCAUUCACACUCACAUUCAUACCUAUGGACAAUUUAGAGUCUCCUAACAUGCAUGUUUUUGGAAUGUGGGAGGAAACCGGAGAAAACCCAUGCACGGGGAGAACAUGUAAACAGAUUCAAACCCAGAUCCUUCCGAUCUCCAAACUGUGUGGCUACAUGCUUACCAUUAUGCUACCGUGCGGCCCCGCACGACUAAAUAAAAUAAAUAUAAUUAAUGGUAAAUACAAAAUAAAAUAAGUUAGAAUAAGUAAAGACAUUGAGAAUUAUUAAUUAAUAGAUACUGGAGUAAAAAAAUGCAGUAACAGGCAAUUCAUAAAUGUUGGAUAUUGAUUAGCAGUGAUGAAGGAGGGGGGUAUAGGUACAUCACCUUUGCUGGAAAACAAGACAAUCUCGGCAUGAAUAGGAAUAAGAUGUAAUUCAAAUGUGCCAUAUGAGAGUGAUAAAACAACAAGAGUCAGCUGAAUGGGUAUUAGAUGGGUUGCAUCUUCCCUCUGUGUUGUAUGCCAUUGUGUCUUUUAUCGUGAGUCACAACACAAAAGCCAUUGUCUGAGGCUCAAUUCAGCUCUUGAUGUGUGCAUGUGUCUAGCCCUCAAAAAGCAAUUGGUCAUCCAGGAAAUGAAUAUGAUGCCCUUUUCGGAGUAUGUGAAAUGGCCACAGCGUUUAUUAAAUGCUUGCUCAUUAAAUGAAUCCAUCGUUUAGAAAAUAAUUCACUGGGAAUAAUAGGAGGAUGCAAAAAUGAAUGAUGAAGUGAAGUCAGUGUAGUCCUUUAUAAGGUGCUUUGGGUGAAAUGGGUGGAAUGUUCUGAGCAUCUUCUAUGUGGGUGCGAAAAGGAAGUCACACUUGUCAAAAGAAGUGGUGUGUGAAUCACUCCACUCUCACAUAGGAAUAUACGACAUUGGGUCUGAAAUAACACAAGCUUCAUUAAGAUGAAGACACAUUUAGCACUAAUGCAGCAGUUGGCAUCAACUCUGAGCCACUUUGAAGGGUGCAAACCUCUUUCAGACUUGCCCUUCAGGAUGGAUGUGUUCUCGCUCUGAAACUUUGGGGUGAACAUGGGAAAUUGCAAGAGGUUCAAAAUAGAUCUGCCUUCCUACAUAUCGACAUAUAAACGCGUAUGUGUAUUAAGAUUCUCUUAUCUGUGUUCAGUAUUAUAGUUGUACAGCUAUGUUCUAUCAGUGUACUGUACAUGUACUGUUGUAUAAUCUGACCUUGUCUGACCUGGUCUGCUUUUGUGCUAUUGUUGUUUAAACAUACAUAAGUCUUCACAUAUAACUAUAUUUUUAAAUAGAUUGUGUUUCAGGGUUUUUUUUAUAGAAAGAUGAUGCAUUUUCCAUCUAUCUAUCCAUUUUCUGUACCGCAUGUCCUCACCAGGGUCACGGGGAUAUGCUGUAGCCUAUCCCAACUGACUUCAGGCGAGGUAGAUGAUGAAUUUUUCAUUUGUUAAAUCAGAAAAAAUAUAUUGUGACAUUUAUGAAAAAGCCAGAACAUCCUAACAGGCAGUGAUUAUGUAGCUGAAAGUUAUUUUUAGCCAGCAUUUGACUUAAAGCCAUAAGAAGGUCAAAGACAAAGUACUGUGAUCUGGUUGGGUCAGGCAAUGUCUGAUGACUCAUGAAGAAUAUAAUUUGGCCCUUAAGGAUCACAUCUUCAUUAGAUAGUACUGUUAUAAAUCCAACGCUUGGUGAAUUCUUGCUUCACAAUGAUAGGCAGAGCCGACGUCAAAGGAUCAACAAGACGAACGCUUGGCCACGACAAGCCAGUUCUAACGAAAACAGCACACACAUUACUACAAGUAUUUGGGAUGGAUCUAAAAAGGGAAAAAAAGCAAAACCAAAAUGACUAUAUCCGUGAACCAGAAUACUGUAUUUGGUUGCUAAGAUAUUACAAUGUAGUUGCAAUAAUGACACAUAAUUUCUCACACAGAUAAAUUGUGUGGUCUCUGUCAAACAAUAUAUGUAAUUGACCACCAUUGCAAAGAUGAGUUUGCUGGUCAAAUGUAGAAUGGCUUUGCAUGGUAUGCUUUGGAGCUUCUCUGACUGCAAAUUAGGUGUGGCCCUUUGGCAUAGCGGUAUCACAAACAUAUAUCACUUGAUUAAAUAAACGACUGAUAUUGACACACUGUGCUGCCUCCAUCUUUUAACGCUUGCCCUUGUGGGAAUAUGGGAAUCUCCAGUGCAAGACCUUAAAAAAAAAAAAAAAAAAAAGUAAAUUGGAGGUGUGGGCGCCACCUUGUGGUACAAUGAUGUAGCGUUUCUUUCACAAUAACAUUACUGUACAUUGCAUAGCAAUGAUUUGUUUUUGCUCAGUAAAAAACACGCACAAAAUCUAUAAUUUAGGAAACCUGGAAAGGACAAAUCCCAUUCUUGUGUCAUUAGGUACAACAAAACUCAGCCAAUGAGGCCUCCAGAGUUAGGAACUGUUUUGCCAUAAAAUGUUUAAUAAAAUGUUCAAUGUAUAAUUUCAAUUGCUUUUAAAUAUUUAUGUUUUUUAUGUUAAUCUACAUGAAGGCAAAUAGACAUUUUAGAACAAUUGGCUGUCAGAAAAACUCAUUCCAUGCGUCAUAGUAUAUACUGUAUAUAUACACCUAGAUACAAUCAGGCCAUCACAGAAAAUGUAGGCAGCAGCUGCAGGAAUCAGUAAGCCUCUUCUUCAAGUUGUCUUUUUCUCCUGAAUAAAGAAGAAAUGGUCACUGCAGAGGUAUUUAUAAAUUGUUUACAUUUCGUUGCAUACUGUAACACACACCUCAGUAUGACAACAGCAUAUCUAUUACAAUGUGGUGCUGAUCUGAAUUGUUAAAUAUGUGCUUGUGUAUAUAACGACGGGUCAAGUGAGUGCACAUUAAUUUGUGGCAUUCAAGAAAUCUAUCACAUGGAAGCUUGCAGCUGUAUACUCACUCUUCGGGACGCCGACAUUUCCCCACGACUUCUUGACAGCACUUUCCCAAUGCUCUCUCCCUUCCAGGAGACGGGGCACGUAAGGGAGGACAAACGUUGACACUUAAGAGGCUGGGAGUCACUGCCACUUUUUCGCUUUUGCCCAAGAGGCCUUUGGUUAGAGCCUGACAGUUUGUGUUUUACAUGUUGUGACCUUGCUUUACCAGUAGAAAAUAAUUCAGAUUGCUUCUCUAAUGCUGACACGUGUCCCAUUACCGGCUGUAAAGGAAGAAGAUGGCAUAGCCUUCUUCCACGUGUGAGGUGACCAUUACAUGGUCCUUGGGGUUGACGCUUGUCUGUGCUGCAUCAUGAGAAUGUAUCCUCACUUUUGCAUGACAGCUGAUUUUGCAAAAAAUCAUAGCCGGGUGGCCCGAUAGGCUUACACCGUUGGGUGGGUCGUUUUGCAGAGGUGUUGGAGGGUAGAUUUGUACUCUGAGAUUUGGUUUCAAGUCGUCCCAUUGCGGUAGAGGCAAGACUAAGCGUGUUAACAGUGUGGGAACGCCCAGACACAUUCUUGACAGAAGACCCUGUGAUGCGAUGUGACCUGAGUCCUGAUGAUGCUUGAGGUAUAUUCCUGUAAUUUACAGGAUCAACAUAAAGCUGGUUAGGCUGCUAUUCACCGCGAUUCAUGAAAAUUAACGCAAACUCCAACCUCAAACUCAUCCCAACAAUAGCAUUUAACUGAAGAACUGGAUUCACUAACACAUACUGUACAUGCAGUUAAAGCUGAAGAACUCUGGUGUGAAAUUUCUGGCAACACUGAGAAAAUAGACAUAGUGUAUGGUGGAUGUGUCUGACGUCAUUAACUACACACCUUCAGUGGAAACACUAACCAAAUCAAGUGUUUAAUUUACUUUGAUUUAUUAAUUGGAUAAUGCACCUGGUGACUGAAUGAGGCACAUCAGAGUGGAGCCCACUAUUUUACGAUGCUCAUUAGAUAAUGUUGUUGCAGUGAUACUCACUUCCACAGGUGGGUCCUAACAUGACGCUCCAACAUGGCAGUGAGGGCAAACCGCAGGUGGUGCAGGCGUCUGUCGAAGGUGAAGAUGUUGCAUCCAAGGGUGCGGCAUCCAAAAUUGCAAAGCUAUGGAAACAAUGCAAUAGAUGGAUGUUCCUGACUAUAAGAACUUUGAACUGAAAUAUGACUCAAUGCAAGCCUUGAUGCUUCUUACUAAUUGAAAAAAAAAAAAAAGAAAGCCACAUUUGGCCCUUUACUAAAUGGAGUGUUUUUUAGCCACUCACACCCAGAGGUUUGGGGUGCCAAGACGUGGCAGGCAGGUCAGUGGCCUCCUCUUGCUCAUCAUCUUCACUUUCCUCGUUGGACAGCAGGUGUUGAUUGAAGGGAUACGGGGUUUGGACUUCCACUUUCACUGUGCCGUCAGCCUCCUCUUCUGGAAAGCUCUGUGAUGAAAUUCUGGAACGGCUUGGAGAAUACAAGAACACAAAAGAGGUUAGAAAUGAUACUUUUCUCAGUAUGAGAAAAAUAAAAAGCAAAGAUAAUUUGGGUUAUCUUCUGACAGCAAAUAAUAUAACUCAAUAAAGCUGCAGGGAUGCGGAAACAAACAGAGCACAAAUCAUCAGCAGUACAAACACUGACUGCUUUAUUGCUGAGCCCUCAGGUAUCGCAGUCAACAACUUUAAAAAAUGAGCCGUACCUGAGAAUGUGACAAUUGCUGCUCAGGCUGUUCUGUGUGAUUGUUAUUUUAUCUUUUAAAGCUUCCAAAUGCUGCUCUUUAGAUUUGUCAAGAAGCUGCUCUAUGUUUCGACACGCUGCACUCUGCUUCUCGGAGAACUGUGACCUCUGCUGCUGGAACAUGCUCUCAGUCUGUGCAAAAAGAAUAAGAGGUGGUAAAAAGACCUUCAAAUCACCACAAAUUUAUGAUUAACUAAUAUCCCCACUAUUAAUAUAAACAUUUCAGUGACAAAAGCAAUGUAUACAGGGCUAUAUUUUUGUACUUACAUUGCAUAUUAGCUUGCAAGGUGGCUUCUCUCUUGCUUGAGCCACCUCACUGCUUUGUUUCUUCAGGCCACACUCUCGCUCUAUGAAAAACCGUCACAGACUGUUUAGGACUGGGUCCUGGCCUUUUUGACCAAGACCAACAAGCAGCCCGCUAUUCUUGCAAUAUUGUCACAUACACACUGUUACGCACUAUUGUCUGACCAGUUUAAUGUGAAAGCAGAAGAACUUCACACUUGUUAGUAUUUAUAGUAAACAGCUGAGCCACAGUCUGACAUAAACUGAAAGGGACAAAAAACAAAUUCAUUUUUCCCAAAAGAAAUAUGUAAACCCAAUGGAUCUGUUCCAAUCACCCAAAAAUAUUAACACAAAACACAUCUUAUAGAGAAUAAUUCUAGUUAUAAAUGCAUAAAAAAACUACAUACAUAUAUAUGAGAAAUUAAAUGAAGGAAUGAACAAAUACUGGGGCGCCAUCCGCCCCACCAUUGCAAACUCAGCUUUAAAGAGUGGCUGGUUAGAGCUGUAUACUUGCUCACUUGAACUUGGUGUACUUCAGCGGCAGGUACAAUCAUCAUUACACACACUGGCCCGGCUCAUUAUAUGUUAUGGGUCUCCGUUAAACCAUUCCACCUGCAACCUGUUAGGAAGCCUUUACAUUACAAUCCUUCUGUAACAAACGCUACCUUCGUACUUCGCUACAAGUUCUCUCUUUAAUUCCACAUUAUUUCUCACCUUCUUUAUCACCCUUCUGGCAGUUGGACAUUUUUUGCAGCUAUAUUUAAUUUUUAAAAAGCACAGAUUCCUCUAAAACUGAGAAAUACGCAGUGCUCUUGAUGCCUCAUCAGUGCAUAGCACACACUGCUCAUUAGAAAGAAAGGAGACAAGAUAUGAGUUGUUCAUUGUUCUGUGUUAGAACAAUGAAAAACCCACCUCCCCCCAUAAUAAAGAUGAUUAGAGGAUUCCCUGGCUGGAAUCUGUAUAUAGUGUUCAGUCAUUCACAGAGACUGAACUCCUGCCCAUGUCUUUCUUUUGGGCUCUGUAGUGCUUCUUUAAUUUCUUAAGUUUGUUAUUUAUUUGCUCGAAAGACCGAACAAAGCACGCAGCAGCCAUCUCGCCUCGUUCCAGUAUUGGCUGGAUUCUUGUCGCCAUUUCAAAUCUCUUCUGCACUUCUUCGGAUGUCCAAAUGGACAAGAGACAGCGAGUUUCCUCUGGUGUCCAAUGUAAUAAAGAUGGAGGUAAUUCACUGACUU
Dunckerocampus dactyliophorus (ringed pipefish) is the source of this 11102-nucleotide messenger RNA. It is a transcript of the gene amigo1, whose product is annotated as adhesion molecule with Ig-like domain 1. Lineage: Eukaryota; Metazoa; Chordata; Actinopteri; Syngnathiformes; Syngnathidae. Bases 455 to 1993 code for a protein of 512 amino acids. The record is from RefSeq and is a predicted model, not a curated record. The transcript has 2 exons. Gene Ontology annotation, molecular function: protein binding. Gene Ontology annotation, biological process: brain development.